Messenger RNA from Bactrocera tryoni, 4960 nucleotides. RefSeq lists its product as uncharacterized. Lineage: Eukaryota; Metazoa; Arthropoda; Insecta; Diptera; Tephritidae. The record is from RefSeq and is a predicted model, not a curated record. The transcript has 2 exons. Bases 2962 to 4533 code for a protein of 523 amino acids. Gene Ontology annotation, molecular function: DNA helicase activity. Gene Ontology annotation, biological process: DNA repair; telomere maintenance.
AAACUCAUAUUAUAAAUAUAAUCUAUAUAUAUAAAAAUGAAAUGGUGUAUAGUUGUAACGCUAAAACUCGAAAACGGCUGAACCAAAUGAAAUACUUCCUUUGGGGGAUUUGUUUGUUAUUACCACGCGCAGGUCAUGUCUUAAAAUCAGAACAAAAUAUUAAGGGGGCGUGGCACCUCCCAUACAAAUUAAAUUUUUCAAGUCGAAUAUCUUCAAAAGUGUUUAAGGUAGGAACAUGAAAAUUGGUAUAGAGCUAUAGGAAACAACACCAUUCUCACCCAUAAAACUUGGCGUUAUCGAAAAAGGGGGCGUGGUACCUCCCAUACAAUCUUUAAUUAUUUUGGUUGUUAAUCCACCAUAUAUUUAUCUCAUUUUCCACCUACCACGACAUUUUGGUUGCUUCUUGCUAUUUUUGUUUAUUUAUCGGUGACAGUAGCGGUUAUAUCGUAAUUUUGGUUGUGUUACGUGCUAUUUUUGGUUUAUGGAAAUGGCAGUUUUAUGAAACAAACACAAAUUAACUUAAACGUUAAUUUUGCUUUGCAAUCGAACAAGCAAAAUUUAGAGGGCAAUAAAAAUGCGCCUUGAUUUACUGAUAUAUUGAUAUAUUUUGUUUUAAAAAGUGAGUUAUUUAGUGAAAGUGAUUUAGCGUGUUGGCGAAUACCGAUUUAUGUACAUUGCAAUUUGUCAUUCAAUUGAUCUGCUUCCUUAGUUUAAUUCAUUCAUUUUUGGAGUUUUCAAAGGUAAGUUAUUGGUCCGUAAACCCUUAUAUGAACUUUAUGCAAAUGAAUGAUCAUUUCCAAUUAGAUAUUUCUUACGAUGCCAAGAAUCAGUACGUAUGGUAACACUUCUCGGAGUUCCUAGGCCGCAGGGAGAACACGAAAUAGCAGAGCACGUCAAAGGGAAAGUGUUAUUGAGAGGGUAUCACCACGAAAAAGACUGCUGGAGAAUAGCACGCACCAGUUAGAAGAUGUCACCCAAACAUACAAUCAGCAAAAACGAUUGAGAAGAAGGGAAGUUCGUGCUCGCCAAAGUGAUGAAGUAAGAUCACAACAUGCGAUUAUUGGCAUGUUUUCGAUAUGAUCCAAACAUUCAAUAUAGCGCAUCUGUUCAAAUCGGUCAGAUGUCAGUAGUUUGUCAAUAUUGCAAUGCAGUCAAAUUUAAAAAUGAACCGCCAGGGUUAUGUUGCGCCGGCGGAAAGGUUAAGUUGCCAGAAUUGCUUCCACCACCACAGCCAUUGUUCCAGGUGCUUUACGGUGAAUCUCCUCACUCGAGCCAUUUCUUAAAGCACACUAAAAUGUACAACGAUUGUUUUCAAAUGACGUCGUUUGGCGGUGAAAUUGUAAAUGAACAAAACUAAAAUCCAACGUUUAAGGCAUUUUUGCCAAACAAUAUUCGACAGAAACUACAAAGCUUUCCUCCAAUUAUACAGGUUCAUGGGCAAAUUUUUCAUCUCGCUGGAUCGCUGUUGUCGCAUCCAGAUCAAGAAUACAAAUAUCUCCAAAUUUACUUUCUGGGAGAUUCACAUGAUGAAGUAAAUCGGCGUUGUGCUAUCUUCAAUACAACGAAAAGAGAAAUAAUCGAACAAUUGCAGCAAAUGUUACACGAACACAAUGGCCUCAUUAAACUGUUUACGGUUUCGUUGGAACAGAUGAUCAUAGUGUAAUCAUACAAGCGGACAAAAGACCAACAGGGACACAUGAAAGACAAUAAUGCACCUACAGUUAGCGAAAUAUCAGUUGUUGUUGUUGGAGAAAAUUUGCAGUCGCGUGACAUUGUUUUCAAACGUAGAAAUCAAAACGCACUAAAACGGAUAAGUGAGACACAUCCGUCUUACGCAAUGCAAUAUCCGCUCAUGUUCUGCCGUGGAGAAGACGGAUAUCACUUAGGAUAUAUGAUCCGGUGAAUGGUGUCGAGACAAAUAAAAAAGUCAGUUCAAUGAAGUUUUACGCAUAUCGAAUGAAGAUUCGCCAAAACUAUGACAACCACUUACUGAGAUAUGGACGGUUAUUUCAACAUUAUGCAGUUGACAUGUACGUUAAAGUUAAGACAGAACGACUUAAUUACAUGCGAUACAAUCAGUCGAAGUUGCGAUCUGAAGAGUAUAUUCACUUAAGAGAUGCAAUGAAUGGUGAUGCGGAUAUUACAGAUAUUGGUCGACUCUAUAUUUUGCCAUCGACAUACAUUGGCAGUCCUAGACACAUGCAUGAGUACUCCCAGGAUGCGAUGACUUACGUGCGCAAUUAGGGACGGCCGGAUUUGUUUGUUACAUUUACUUGAAAUCCAAAAUGGCCAGACAUUACGAAUCUAUUGCAUCCCGGUCAAUCACCAAGCGAUCGCCACGACGUUACAGCACGCGUGUUUAAACAAAAACUCAGAUGUUUGAUGGACUUUAUUACGAAACAACUUGUAUAUGGCACUGUUAGAUGCUGGAUGUACUAAGUGGAGUGGCAGAAGAGAGGUUUGCCCCACGCACACAUUCUUCUUUGGAUGGUGGAGAAAAUUACACCUGACCAAAUUGAUGACAUCAUUUCCACCGAAAUUCCUGAUGUUGAAAUAGAUCCAGAGCUGCACGAAGUGGUGAUGGCCAAUAUGGUUCAUGGGCCAUGUGUGAGAACACGAUCCAUCUUCGGUUGGUAUGUCGGACAGUAAAUGCAAAAAACGCUAUUCCCGUGCUUUUAUUUCGGAAACUCAAACUGGAAACGACGGAUACCCUCUCUAUCGGCGUCGCUCACCCGCUGACAAUGGCAGAACAUUCAUCACUCAAUUGAAAGGAAAGAAUUUCGUGGUUGAUAACACAUGGAUCGUUCCAUAUUCGCCAAUUUUGUCUAAGGCAUUCAAAACACAUAUAAAUGUUGAGUAUUGCAGUUCAAUAAAAUCAAUUAAGUAUGUUUGCAAAUAUGUCACCAAAGGAAGCGAUAUGGCGAUUAUUGGUGUUGAACGAGAUGAAUUAGCAAAUUUCAAAUGGGCAGAUAUGUGAACUGCAAUGAAGCAAUCUGGAGAAUUUUUUCAUUUGCAAUUCAUGAAUGCCAUCCUACUGUUGUGCAUCUGGCAGCUCAUUUGGAGAUUGGCCAGCGAGUUUAUUUCAACGCAGAGAACAUAGUACAGCGAACGGAAAUACCACCAGCAACCACUUUAACAAGUUUCUUUGCAACUUGCGCCAGUGAUCCGUUCGAGAGAACAUUGCUUUACUCGGAGAUGCCUCGGUAUUAUACAUGGAAUGCAUCGUCGAAGAAAUGGUUGCACAGGAAGAAGGGCCAUCCGGUAGAUGGUUAUCCAGGUGUUUUUUCAACUGAUGCAUUGGGAAGAAUUUACACAAUCCAUCCAAAGAACGAUGAUUGCUUUUACCUACGUUUGCUUUUGAUUAAUGUACGCGGUUCAACUUCAUUUGAAUCAUUGAGGACUGUAGAUGGUACCAUUUGUGCAACAUUUCGAGAAGCAUGUCAACAAUUGCAAUUGCUUGAACGCGACAGUCACUGGAAUCAAACGCUAGCGGAUGCAAUAGCUUCUUCACCAGCCACUGCAGUUCGUACACUUUUCGCUAUUAUAAUUUCGAUAUGUCAGCCUUCAAACCCGCGUCUAUUAUGGGAUACGUACAAAGAAGACAUGGCAGAAGAUAUUUUGCAUCGCCUGCGAUUAGCGACGAGAAAUGUCGACUUACAAAUGAACGCUGACAUCUACAAUGAGGCAUUAGUCCUUAUUGAAGAUUUAUGUUUGCUUAUGAGUGGAAAACUAUUGAUUGAAGUUCAUAUGCCGGCACCAAGUCGUCAAACAAGGGAUUUAGUGAGUCGCGAAUUGGAACGCGAGCGUGCUUACGCUAUAACUCACUUGCAACAACAAGUACAAACAAAUGUUCCACUGUUGAAUGAACAGCAAAGCAGUGCGUACAAUCAGCUAAUAAAUGAUGUAGAUAGUGGAAACGGUGGCAUAUUUUUCCUCGAUGCGCACGGCGGGACUGGCAAAACGUUAGGAACGUCUUUAAUACUAGCAGCAAUACGUGGUCAAGGUGGUAUUGCAUUAGCACUUGCAUCUACCGGGAUUGCUGCAACACUGUUAGAAGAUGGAAGAAUGGCACAUUCAGCAUUAAAGCUUCCAUUAAACUUGCAAAUACACGAAAGUCCUGUUUGCAAUAUUUCAAAGCAAUCAGCAAUGGCACAAGUUUUAAAAAAAUGUAAGUUAAUCAUAUGGGAUGAAUGCACAAUGGCCCACAAACGAUCAUUAGAAGCACUCGACCGAACACUGAGAGAUUUGCGCAACAAUAAUCGUUGCUUUGGAGGAGUGAUGAUAUUGCUGUCGGGCGACUUAAGACAAACACUUCUCGUGAUUCCAAAAUCAACAGCGGCGGAUGAGCUAAACGCAUGUCUGAAGUCAUCGCAUUUGUGGAGGUUUGUUAAAACCAUUUCAUUGACCAUGAAUAUGCGAGUUUUGCUGCAAAACGAUAGAACUGCAUUUCCGAAUCGGAAAUGGACAAGUUCCGAUAGAUCCUUGCAGUGGAUUAAUAUCGAUUCCAACUACGAUUUUCCAAUUCACAUCUAAUAAAUAUGAACUAAUCAGUGUAUAUCCAAAUAUUGCUCAAAAUUAUGGUAACUACGAUUGGUUAAGCACGCGCGCAAUUUUAGCAUCAAAAAAUAUGGAAGUCAACGACUUGAAUUGGACGAUUCAAAAUCAAAUUCCGGGAGAUCUGCGGUCAUAUAAAUCAAUCGAUCGCGUUGAAAAUGAAGACGAGGUAGUAAAUUACCCAGUGGAGUUCUUAAACUCCUUGAUGCCGCCCGGAAUGCCGCCUCAUAAUUUGCGUCUCAAAAUUGGGUCUGUAAUUAUUAUGCUACGGAAUCUUCAUGCUCCCAAACUGUGCAAUGGUACUCGACUGAUUGUGACCAAGCUAAUGGACAAUUUAAUAGUGGCAAUCAUUUUGAAAGGCCUGUUCAAGGGAGAGGAGUGCUUACUUCCCCGAAUUCCAUUAACU